Python bivittatus (Burmese python) is the source of this 2888-nucleotide messenger RNA. Lineage: Eukaryota; Metazoa; Chordata; Lepidosauria; Squamata; Pythonidae. The record is from RefSeq and is a predicted model, not a curated record.
CUUUCUUCCUGUUCUCAUAUCUCCGCAAGCGGCCUGCCAUUUCUCCUGAAAACUUCCUUUUGGCUUCGUGGCCACCCUGGUUCACCCGGGGAGCCCAGCAGGAUUGCUCCGAAUACCUGAAAUACCUGCUUGAUCGGCUUCAUGAAGAAGAGAGAACAGGCAGAAGGAUUUGCCAGAAACUCAAGGCAUGUUCUUUACUGCCUUCGGUGGAUCGGCAGCACUCUGCAAACAAGACCCUCAUUGAAAAAAUGUUUGGUGGCAAAAUUAAGACAAAGAUCCGUUGCCUGAAGUGCCUACAAGUCUCCUCCAGAGAAGAAGCCUUCACAGACCUCUCCUUGGCUUUUCCACCAGCUGAUGAGUAUAAGGCUGGACUCAUUAGCAGUGCAUUUAUUGGGUCUGUAGAAGAAACGUGCCCAGAGAUCUCUCAAUCAAGGAUCCAGACCCAAAGCAGACUGAAGGAUUUGCCAGAUAGAUCAGGGAAAUUGAGGGCCCUUGGGGAGAAUCCUUCCAAAGGUUCACCUAUUGAAAUGGUUGGGCCAAAAAAUGAAGAGGCCUCUCUCCCCUUGAGGUCUGAGCAAGAUUCUGUUGAAGUGAAGCCCAACAAAGAAUUUGACGUGGCUUUACAAAAGCAGGGGUCUGGCUCUCAGACCUCCAGAUCUGUCCCUGACUUGAUAAAUUAUUUCUUAUCACCUGAAAUGCUCACAGCAGAGAACAGGUAUCACUGUGAGAACUGUGCAUCCCUUCAAGAUGCUGAGAAGCUGACUGAACUGACUGAGGGGCCUCACUACCUCAUCCUCACCCUGUUGAGGUUCUCCUUUGACCUAGGAACUAUGAGAAGAAAGAAGAUCCUUGACAACAUCUCAGUCCCAUUGAUGCUGAAGUUACCAGUCCUCAUGUCCUCUGAUCCAAUGAGGACACCUGGAUGGACUUCGUCAUGCAAGGACUUUGCUUCAGUGGUGUAUGAUCUCUGUAGUGUGGUGGUCCAUUCUGGUGUCUCCUCAGAAAGUGGCCAUUACUAUUGCUAUGCUAGGGAAUGUGAGGACCCGGCCACAGAGAGCCUUUAUAAGGACACCUCUUGGAACGUGGCUUCAGCAAAGUCUUCUGAUGUUGAGAUCCAGUGGUACAUAUUUAACGACACCAGAGUCUUCUUCUCUUCUUUUGAAUCUGUGAGUAAUGUGACCUCUUUCUUGCCUAAGGACACGGCUUAUCUGCUGUUCUACAGACAGCGAGGGAGUCAGUCCUCAAAUGGAGCUGGUGUGGAGUCUGGCUGGACAAACGGAGGCUUACAUUCUCCAGAUAAAAGCCUGAUGGAUGCCAUCGCAAAGGAUAAUAUCUUAUUCUUACAGCUGGGUUUUGUGUGUGUGUGUAUGUGUGUGUGGUUUUUGUCUGGGUGUGUCUCUUUUUUGAUUCACAGGAACAAGAAAAAGAAGCCAGAAAUAGGAAUGCUUACAUUUCAGCCUUACCUAAAUCUUCCAUUUGGUGGAAAGACCUUGAUAAAGAUGAUGAUGAUGAUAAUGAAGGUGCCUCAGGAGGUUGCAGCCAUGACCCCGGUGGAGGAGGUUCGGGGUCUUUUCAUGGACUGGUCUUUUAGCUCUUGUGCCCAAAGCAAGUGGUUAAUCCUACAACCAUCAAGGAUGAACUCCCUAACCUUGACCUUAUGGCCUUGGAAAUCUGACUAAGCAGUCCAAGAUGAAUGAGGGAGAAUGAUCGUAUUCUAAUCUUCCCUGAAACUAUGGAAAAUGCUGUUUUCUGGAGCAGUUGUAAUCAGGACACCCUGAACCUCUCACAGAAUUACACUUCCUGGAAACAGCAGGAAGAAGGAGCCACAUGUUCAACUUCUGUAGCCUACCAAAAUCCCCAUCCCUAUGGGUUGUCCCCAUUGAAGGGUGGGAAAUGUUCAUUGUGAUCUUUUCAGUGGGUCAGUUCUUCAUCUGUUCAGGGAGUGUGACUCGGGACACAAAGCUUAAUCCACAGUGCAGGGAAAUUUCUGCCUUUUCAAAGCAAAGUCAAGAGAGAAGAGAGAUAUUUUUGGUAACUGGCAUAAUUGUUGUCCAAGGAUAUUUUAAGGGAAAUUGUGUCAGUCCUUUGAGGUAGGCUCGGUCAAGAAAGAGGCUCAGGAAGGAUUCCAGGAUGCUAUUUUAUUGUUGUAGGUAUAAUAACAAAAUCUUGAAAGCCUGUCUGAGUUUCUCUCUGUUCCAUCUUAUAUUAAACAAAAUCAAAGUGGGGCUAUUUUGAGUUUCCUUCUUGCGCGUCCUUCUAUCUCUGGACUAUGUAAGCACUUCUCCAAGUCUGCCUUUAAUAGCUCUCUCCUCCCUUCUCCAAGCUGAUCUCUAAAUUCCUUUACAAAUAGGAUGUUUGAGAUAAUCUGGAGGUCUGCUUAUUUAAUUAUUGUGGGCAACCAUGGGUAAAUGUUCCAUGUUUAAUAGUAAAAUGAUGAACUAACCCCAUGAUUGGUCUCUGCUUCUUCUUUGAAUUGUAUGUCAAAGAGCUUAGAUCAGAUAAACCUUUCUCAAAUAUCUAACCUGACCUUGUCACCUGUUAGGAUACCAAUAGGGACUCUCUCCUGCAGAGCCCACUGCUACCGGGAGGCGUAAGUGACGUCUCUUUGUAGCAGCUACAUCCAAAGAGAACUUACUCCAUAGGACAACGCUGGGCUUGGUUCAACAUGUAGCUGAAUUUUCAUCACUGUUUGCUUUCAAGUAGAGUGACCAGAGGUGGGUUGCAAAAAAUCCAGGCCGUCAGUAGAUGGCACCAAGAAAAACCUUCAACCAGUUGUUUUGGAGUUUGGGAGCACAGAUCUGGUCAUCUUAAUUUAAGGAAGCACAUAGCUAAGAUGGAAACACUGUUGGAAGGACUGUUUCUCCCAUUAAAGUGUGAGUAAAGUAUGU